GCCAUUUCCGGGGCGGUGGGAUCGGGAGAGGGAGAGGGGCCGGGACCGGGGUCGGCAUCAUGGGGAAGUCGGAUUUCCUCAGCCCCAAGGCGAUCGCCAACCGCAUCAAGUCCAAGGGGCUGCAGAAGCUGCGCUGGUACUGCCAGAUGUGCCAGAAGCAGUGCCGCGAUGAGAAUGGCUUCAAAUGUCAUUGCAUGUCUGAGUCCCACCAGAGGCAAUUGCUGCUGGCUUCUGAAAAUCCUCAGCAGUUCAUGGACUACUUCUCUGAGGAGUUCCGAAAUGAUUUCCUAGAACUGCUCAGGAGGCGAUUUGGAACAAAGAGAGUCCACAAUAAUAUUGUGUACAAUGAAUACAUCAGCCACCGAGAACACAUCCACAUGAAUGCCACACAGUGGGAGACACUGACUGACUUCACAAAAUGGCUUGGGAGAGAAGGUCUUUGCAAGGUUGAUGAGACUCCCAAAGGCUGGUACAUUCAGUACAUCGACAGGGACCCUGAGACUAUUCGUAGGCAACAAGAACAAGAGAGGAAGAAGAAACAGGACCUUGAUGAUGAAGAAAAAACUGCUAAGUUCAUUGAACAACAAGUUAGAAGAGGUUUGGAGGGGAAAGAACUGGAAAUGCCUGUCUAUACUGAACUGAACAGAGAAAAUGAAGAAGAAAAAGUUACUUUUAAUUUAAACAAAGGAGCAAGUACUUCAAUCGCAGCAUCUUCUAAAACAAGCAGUGUCCUUGGACAGAAUGCACUGAAGAUGGUGGAGGGGGCAGUUAAAAGAAAGGAAUCAGCUCAUAGCUCUAGUCAACCCAAAGAGAAGAAGAAGAAAUCUGCACUGGAUGAGAUCAUGGAGCUUGAAGAGGAGAAGAAAAGAACAGCUCGAAGAGACUACUGGUUGCAGCCUGAAAUCAUUGUAAAAAUUGUAACGAAAAAGCUUGGAGAGAAGUAUCACAAGAAGAAGGCAGUUGUUAAGGAAGUGAUUGACAAAUACACAGCGGUCGUGAAGGUGAUUGACUCUGGAGACAAACUGAAGCUUGAUCAGACACAUCUAGAAACUGUAAUACCUGCACCAGGCAAGAAAGUGAUGGUAUUAAAUGGUGGGUACAGGGGAAAUGAAGGCAUCUUGGAAUCCAUCAAUGAAAAGAGGUUCUCAGUGACAAUAACCAUUGACUCUGGACCUUUAAAAGGACGCCGGGUCGAAGACAUCCAGUAUGAGGAUGUUUCCAAACUCGCCUGAGGUGCUAAUCGUGGAUCAGAGAAGAUUUUGGUUCCCAAAACCAUCUUUCUGACAUCUUUCAGGCAGACACAAGACUCUACCAUGUCAGGGUUUUAAUUGUGUGUGUAUUUAUAAUGUAUAUAGAAAUUAACAGAAGCAAACUUGAUCUAUUUAAAGAUAGCGGUGGAUUUGUUACAUGAAAUGUUUGUGGAAAUAUUAUCAGUGGAGAUUUUUCGUCUGAUUCUAUAUCGAAGUUAUAAUAUUUGCUUCAAUUUCCUGUUGUAAAAUAUAGGAGAGAGCUGCAAGCUGGAGUAUUUUAUUUACUGAAGUCAGUGAGCAGGUCCAGAAGAGAGAAUUAGCUACAGGUAGGCAGAGUGUGUCAGAGCCAGUGGAGUUUAAACAACACCCUUCUCAAUCCACAGUGAAAACGGAGCUCUGGCUGUAGGAACAAGGGAAGGGAUUGGGGGAAUAGCAGGAAGGUACCAGUGCUGCAGGAGAUUAUUCCCUGGAUGCUCUGAGAAUGGUCUGGUUUAUUAAGUGCUGUCACCAGUUUAUUUUUGAGUAGCACACAGGUGGUAGUAGAAUGCAAGUCAUUGCUCCAAUAUGUUUGUCAGGGUUCCUGAUAAUAUUAAUAUGCAGUUUAUCUCCAUAUGGACUCUGUAUGGAGUUACUCCAUGGAUGUUGCUUGUGGGGUUUCUAGGAUGCCACGUAAAGCGUGUGCAUGUAGGAGCUGAUGGUUGCUCUCCUGGUUUUCCAGAGCCUUUUCCUUUGUUCAUGCUUCUGUUGUUGCUCUGCUACAUGAGUAACAUUACUUGUGCUAAAUGAUACAACAUUACUUGUUUUAUUUUUUUAAAAAAGUCACAUUUUAUACAAUGUUUAAUUUCUAAGGCACUUCAGGAAUAAACAUAAACCUUUUCUUAGGCCAGUGUCUUUCUUAUCAGCCUUUCAAAUGCAUGAGGCAGCUCUUGGUUUAAAUCCACCAAGGAGCACAGUGAAGUGCUUGGUUGGUGCACCACAUUAUUUGGGUGAAAAAAAGAUGCAGGUUGUCCUGAACAAAAUAAAACCCAUCACCUGAAGGUCCAGUCUGAAGGUUCUGUGACUCUGGAACCUCUUCCCUUUCCUUGCCUUGGAAGGUCACUGUCUUGUUGGUUUGUGGUUUCCAGGGGACCCUACAGGAAACUGGAAGUCUACAGAGGUUUAAGGAAACAGCUGCUGUCUGAAGUAGCCCAAACCAACCUCACACAGGACAUCAGGUGGCUUUUCAGGGUUCCUGGGCAUGAAGAAUGGAGAGUUAUGAGAACUGGAGGCAGAAAAUACACUUGUCUGUAAAUUUGGGCUCUUUGUACAACCUGGACUGUGUGAACAGCUCUGCCCUUUCUCAAAAGACAGGUACUGAGGGAGAGGAGAUGUGUAGGGGAAUGAUGAACAGAAGAGCUUCUGUAUCACUGAAAAUAAUUACACUUGGCAUUCUGGAACCUGACAAAUUAGAGUGAAUAUUGUAGACAAGUCAUAAAUUGUGUGGAGAAGACCAGAGAAUGGUUACUCACUGUUUGUGUUCACAUACAGGCUAGGAAAUGGUGGAAUUACUGAUUUUGGGAUUUAAAAACACACUCAGGGGUUUUUCCUCUCCUCACCUAGAGCCUUGUUAAACUGGGGCACUGGCUGCUAUGGGAUGUUGAAGAGGCCAAAGCUGAUGGAUGAGUUCAAAGAAGUGAUAAAUGGUUUGUAAGAAGUUGCUGACAGUUCUGAGAGUAACUUUGAAGAGACACUUUAAAACCAUAUUGGUCCUCUGACUCCUGACACAGCUGCAACAAAGAUCCCAUGACAGCUUAGAGUGCCUAAGUGAAGGAAACCAAAGUUCAGAAGGGCAAGGAGACUGCUUGAGUCCCUUUCCUGGAUUAGGGCUGCUGAAAAGGAUAUGGCCAAUGUUUUUUUCUAAGGUUACCAGAAAGCAGAGUUUUAAAUCCAGCUCUUGGUACACAGACAGGCAUAUUUGUUCCACUGCUGAUCUCAUUCAUUGCUGAA
Molecule: messenger RNA, 3236 nt
Organism: Corapipo altera (White-ruffed manakin)
Lineage: Eukaryota; Metazoa; Chordata; Aves; Passeriformes; Pipridae
Gene: KIN
Product: Kin17 DNA and RNA binding protein
Exons: 13
Coding region: 60-1232 (390 amino acids)
Biological process (GO): DNA damage response; DNA replication
Cellular component (GO): nucleus
Molecular function (GO): double-stranded DNA binding
Source: RefSeq, a predicted model, not a curated record